Molecule: messenger RNA, 2560 nt
Organism: Meriones unguiculatus (Mongolian gerbil)
Lineage: Eukaryota; Metazoa; Chordata; Mammalia; Rodentia; Muridae
Gene: Pou2f3
Product: POU class 2 homeobox 3
Exons: 13
Coding region: 187-1476 (429 amino acids)
Biological process (GO): regulation of transcription by RNA polymerase II
Cellular component (GO): nucleus
Molecular function (GO): RNA polymerase II cis-regulatory region sequence-specific DNA binding; DNA-binding transcription factor activity, RNA polymerase II-specific
Source: RefSeq, a predicted model, not a curated record
CGGCGGCGGAGUGCUGCCGGGGCCGGAGCAGCGGAGUGCGCGACCGAGGUGGCAGCCGCUCCCGGAGUGGCGGCAGCUGCGGCGACAGAGGGCGGGUGGAAGGAGACCCUGGCUUCCCCGGGGGCCAGGCUGGGGCAGCCGCGAGGGACCUGGGGGGGCGCUGGCUUUGGCCCCGCCUGGGGCAGGAUGGUGAAUCUGGAGCCCAUGCACACAGAUAUCAAGAUGAGUGGGGAUGUGGCGGAUUCCACGGAUGCCCGCAGCACGUUCAGCCAGGUGGAGUCAGGAAAUGAUCGAAAUAGCCUGGAUUUCAACAGACAGAUUAAGACGGAGGACCUGGGUGACUCUCUACAGCAGACCCUUUCCCACAGGCCAUGCCACCUGAGCCAAGGGCCUCCCAUGAUGCCUGGAAACCAAAUGUCUGGGGACAUGGCUUCCCUCCAUCCACUCCAACAGCUUGUGCUGGUCCCCGGCCACUUGCAGUCUGUAUCCCAGUUCCUGCUUUCCCAGACCCCACCUGCGCAGCAAGGUCUGCAGCCGAAUCUUCUCUCCUUUCCACAGCAACAAAACCCUCUACUUCUCCCACAGACAGGGCCUGGCCUCGCCUCCCAGGCAGUUGGGCGCCCUGGGCUGCCUGGAUCCUCUUUAGAGCCCCAUCUGGAAGCACCUCAGCAUCUGCCAGGGCCCAAGCAUCUGCCUGGCUCUGGAGGUGCUGAUGAGCCCAGUGACCUGGAGGAGCUGGAGAAGUUCGCCAAGACCUUCAAGCAGAGGCGCAUUAAGCUGGGCUUCACACAGGGAGACGUGGGAUUGGCAAUGGGAAAGCUGUAUGGCAAUGACUUCAGCCAGACUACCAUCUCAAGAUUUGAGGCCCUCAAUCUGAGCUUCAAGAACAUGUGUAAACUCAAGCCGCUGUUGGAGAAGUGGCUGAAUGAUGCAGAGUCCUCCCCAUCAGACCCUUCCGCAAGCACGCCCAGCUCCUACCCCACUCUCAGUGAAGUGUUUGGCAGGAAGAGGAAGAAACGGACCAGCAUCGAGACCAACAUCCGCCUGACGCUGGAGAAGCGAUUUCAAGAUAACCCUAAACCCAGCUCAGAAGAGAUUUCCAUGAUUGCGGAGCAGUUGUCCAUGGAGAAGGAGGUGGUAAGGGUCUGGUUCUGCAAUCGACGCCAAAAGGAGAAGCGAAUCAACUGCCCUGUGGCCACCCCCAUCAAGCCACCCAUCUACAACUCCCGGCUGGUCUCUCCCUCAGGGUCUCUGGGCUCCCUCUCCAUCCCUCCAGUCCACAGCACCAUGCCUGGAACAGUAACGUCAUCCUGUUCCCCUGGGAACAACAGCAGGCCUUCGUCUCCUGGCUCAGGACUCCAUGCCAGCAGCCCCACAGCAUCUCAAAAUAACUCCAAAGCACCAAUGAACUCCUCCUCCGGCUUUAACUCCUCAGGAUCAUGGUACCGUUGGAAUCACCCCACCUACCUCCACUGAGACCAAAAACUUCCUCCCACUCCCACUCCACCCGGCCCUUUGUUCCCACUGGAAGGAAGGAAGUCAUGCCUUCCAUGUAUGGACAGACUACUUUGAGAACAGUGGGAUGAAUGGCCACUGCUGAGAGCAACCCCACACUCUUGCCUUCUCUGGGAUCCAGAGCCUCCAGAGAACCAAACUAUGACUGAAGGCCACACUCAUGCCUUGGUCUCUUGAUCAGCCUCCUGGGAAUUGACCAUGCUUGCCUGCCUUGCCUGUGACUCGCUCCUUGCUCUAAUGUUUUUGAUGGCUUCACUAUGGCUUCAUGUAUUGGAGAAAGGGCAUUCCACCAUUGUUAAUCUUCAGCUCUCCUGUGGGCUUCUGGGGACAGCUAUUUGCUCAGUGCGCCAAACUUCAAGAAGGGUAGCUCAUGGUUUUGACUGACCUCAGCCACAGUCCUGUCUCUACCAAAGCCUUAUCCUGUUUAAUUAGCACAAUUUUCCCACAGAAUCUCCAUUUUGCCCCAUUUUCUGAUAACCCUCACUCCCUCUUCUCCAACUGAAUCUGUCCAUUCUUGGGUCCUACAAAGUCCCUUCCUCUCUACAAAUGGCCGAGCUACCCUCUGGUCCUGUUGCUCAUUCCGCAGGUUCUCCUCUGUUGCCCACAUCUCGCCAACUUGAAGAACACACAUCUUUUCUCCGCUCCCUGUGUCUCCUUGCCAUGUUCCCUCUCCUUUCUCCUGGCCAGACAAGCGAGGAAACCGAGAGAGAGAGAGAGAGAGCCACUCCUGAGAUGCUGGCCACAUUCUUGUACAUAGUCCUUUCCUGUUCUCCAUGACCUUUCCUCUUUAAUAUGUAAAUUUCCAGCGAAAUGUUUAACUCAGGUGUGAAUUUUUGAAGAUGUCUCUAUAAUAUUUUAUCUUCUACUAGAAAAGGAGGGGGGAUACCAAAGUGUAUUCUCCAGAGUUCCCACGAGCUGGGGGUUCUGCUGACUUUGGGGGAACAUUAUAUGUGGAGUCUCCUUCUGUGGGUCUGUGUGUAAAGCUGUCACAUGAAGCCAUCCCAGAAACAGUAACUUUUUUUUUAAAGACUGAAUAUCCAAGAAA